CACAGAGCUGCUGUUUCUUCCCUGUGGAGGUGAUGCCCAGUGAAUGUUUUGGAGGAAAAGACCCCCACUAUGCUGUUUGUUUAAUAAUGUGCUUGGAAAUCAUAGAAUUGCAAAAUGGUUUGGGUUGGAAGGGACCUCAAAGUUUAUCUUGGUCCAAUCUCCCUGCCAAGGGCAGGGACACCUUCCACUGGACCAGGUUGCUCAAAGCCCCAUCCAGCCUGGCUUUGCACGCUUCAGGGAUGGGGUGUCUGCUUCAUUCAGGAUGUUUUGUAGUGCUUUUGCAGCUCUUCUCCCACUGCUGUUGUGGUGCUCUGCAGAGCAAACCAGGACUCUGCUGGGAGCAUCCCCUGGGGCUCCUGCCCAGCUGGGCUGUGGGAGCUUCACUUCAGGGUUUUUCCCCCUUAGGACACAAGAACAGGGGUGUAUUUAUGGUAACAUUUCCUCUAAGUCCCUGUGUCCCCUCAGCUGUGCUGCCUGUGGGUGUGGGACGAGAGGUUUACUGGAAAUCCAUUGGUCUGUGGGAUUCCUGAAGGUGAACAGUCCCAGCCCUUCCCGUGCUGGCCAUGGGCAGGUCCAGCUGCUGCAGCCCCCCAAGCCCUGCCUUGCUCCUGACAAGGUGUGGCUGAGGAAUUUGGGUCUCCUUUGCCUUCCCUCCUGCCACCAGUUUGCCUCAGUGUGGAGGAGGUACAAGCUGUGCAAAGCUGCUCUCCCUCUGGGGUUUGGGGUGUGUAAUAAAGGAUUCCAGUGACUGAAGCCAUCAGAAGACUUAGAGACACACAUUCCCUUUCUGUCCCCAGCUGCCUGUUCCACAGAAAACUCUGGGAGCUUGGUGAAUCUGAGUCCUUUAUCCCUCUGCCAAAGCUUUAGGAAUACUGGCUGCUGGGCAGCUGGACAGACAAACACUGUGUGCUCCUACAAGCCUCCUGUUGCAAAGGUGUCAAGCUAAAAUCAGGUAUUUCAGUUCCUAAGCUUUGAUUUUCCACUUUUCCUCUUGUGUUCCUAACCAGAUGAGCUGUGUCGUUUCAGCCCUGAGGAAUCUGGCCACUGUUCCUCUCCACUUCCAAGUUCUGCUUUGGAUGGAAUUGUCUUUAAUCAAUAAAGGCAAUAGUGAGGCUCAUUGCAGGAGAUGCUUCUUCAUGAAUCUCUUUCCACUUGGGCUCACCAGGCAGGGAACUGUCUUCCUCUUCCUUCCUCGCAGUAUUUCAAAUAUUUCUUUGUGCCUUUGAGAAUUUUCCUCCUUUUUCCUUUCUCCUUGUAUCUGUCUGUGAUUGUCUGUUUUCUGACCAGCAUUCAUCACUUCUCAAGGAAUCAGUGCUCUUCAGAUCACCCUAAAAAAAACCCCUGAAACCAGAUGUGAACAACUUCAGAGCUACCAAAGCACCUCGCUAAGCAGUAAGUGCAUUUCUCUGUAGCCAUCGUGCCCUGUUACAGUAAUGUCCCUGCUGGAGUUAGGUGGCCUCAGGCACUGAAAAACUCACCUUGUGUUGCUUUUUACCUCUCCAGCACAGAGGUGGUGAUGGGCUUUGGGAAAUGUCCUGGGUGAGACCUAAGGAACAGCUUUGUAUUUGCAGCUGGAGUAACCCAGCUUUGCUCCUGUGUCCCACCUCCCAGUCCAGCCCUUCCCCAAGCUCCUGGAGCAGGAGGAUGGGGCUGCCCAGCAGGGCAUGAAAGAGCUGCUGGCUGCCUGCUGCUCCCCCUCCUUCCACCUCCUCUCCUCCAAGCUCGGCCCCUCUCGCCCUGCUCCAGCUGGAGCCACAGGUUUAUCUGGAGGCGAGGAGUGUCUGCUGUGUAAGCUGAGAGCCGGGAGGAGGAGGAGGGAUCUGCUGGACCCUGGAGGAGAAAGGGUUUGGCUGCCCCGGAGGAAAAGGAGAGAGGCAGAGCCUGGGCACCAUGGCUGGAAUCUCUGCUCUUGGGCUCCUCUCCCUGUGUCAGCUCUUGGCCACAGCAUCAGCUCAGUCCCUUCCAAGAAUUGGACCACAAGGCCCUCCUGGACCCCCUGGACCCCCUGGACCAUCUGGCAAGGACGGCAUUGAUGGAGAGCCAGGCCCUCCUGGUUUGCCAGGCCCACCAGGGCCAAAAGGUGCACCAGGGAAGCCUGGAGCUGCAGGUGAAGCUGGAUUGCCUGGCCUGCCUGGAGUGGAUGGUUUAACAGGAACUGAUGGCCCACCUGGCCCAAAUGGGCCUCCAGGAGACCGUGGUGCAUUAGGACCUGCUGGGCCACCUGGACCAGCUGGCAAAGGACUACCAGGACCUCCAGGGCCUCCAGGACCCAGUGGGCUCCCAGGGGGACAUGGAUUUCGGGGCCCUUCUGGACCUUUUGGUCUGCCAGGAUUCCCAGGGCCUCCUGGACCACCUGGGCCUCCUGGUCUCCCAGGGGCCCUUCCUGAUGGCGGUGGGGACCUUCAGUGCCCAGCUCUGUGCCCACCAGGUCCCCCAGGCCCCCCAGGAAUGCCAGGCUUCAAGGGACACACCGGUCACAAAGGGGAGCCUGGUGAAGUAGGAAAACAAGGAGAAAAGGGUAACCCUGGCCCUCCCGGCCCUCCAGGGAUUCCUGGCAGUGUUGGCCUGCAGGGACCAAGAGGACUAAGAGGCCUCCCUGGUCCAAUGGGUCCAGCUGGCGACAGAGGUGACAUUGGAUACAGAGGCCCACCUGGAAUCCCAGGACCCCCAGGGAAAGCUGGAGACCAAGGGAGCAAAGGACCUCAGGGAUUCCGGGGGCCCAAAGGUGACACUGGUAAACCUGGACCAAAAGGAAACCCAGGGGCUCGUGGGCUCAUAGGAGAACCUGGAAUGCCUGGCAAGGAUGGGCGGGAUGGAGCUCCUGGACUCGAUGGUGAGAAGGGUGACGCAGCUCCCAUGGGUGCUCCUGGAGAGAAGGGGCCAAACGGACUUCCUGGUCUGCCUGGAAGAGCAGGUAUUAAAGGCUCAAAGGGUGAACCAGGCAGCCCUGGAGAGACGGGAGAGGCAGGUCCCUCUGGAGAGCCAGGCAUCCCUGGCGAUGUUGGCAUUCCUGGUGAGAGAGGCCUGCCAGGACCCAGGGGAGCAACUGGACCACUGGGCCUCCAAGGCCCCAUAGGAGCCCGUGGUGUCCGAGGUUUCCAGGGGCCCAAAGGUGCCAGUGGGGAGCCCGGCCUUCCUGGCCCGACUGGGAUCCGUGGAGAGACAGGAGACAGGGGUCCUCUUGGUGUUCCUGGUCCCAAAGGGAACCAGGGCAUUGCUGGAGCAGAUGGCCUCCCAGGUGACAAAGGAGAGCUGGGUCCCUUUGGACCCCCUGGCCAAAAAGGAGAGCCAGGAAAAAGAGGAGAACUUGGUCCAAAGGGUGUGCAAGGACCUAAUGGGACAGCUGGAGCACCAGGGAUCCCCGGACAUCCAGGACCCAUGGGUCACCAGGGGGAGAGGGGUGUCCCUGGCAUCACAGGAAAACCUGGACCUCCUGGCAAAGAGGCCAGUGAACAACAUAUCAGAGAACUCUGUGGGGAAAUGAUAAAUGAGCAAAUUGCACAGCUGGCUGCUAACCUGAGGAAGCCCUUGGCUCCUGGAAUGCCGGGACGGCCUGGCCCAGCCGGGCCCCCAGGCCCUCCUGGAACCACGGGGAGCAUCGGGCAUCCCGGUCCUCGUGGGCCCCCUGGAUACAGAGGGCCACCAGGAGAGCUUGGUGAUCCUGGACCCAGAGGUGACACUGGUGAAAAGGGAGACAAAGGACCUGUUGGCCAAGGUAUCGAUGGGCCUGAUGGUGACCAAGGACUGCAGGGACCACCUGGUGUGCCUGGAAUUACUAAAAACGGCCGUGAUGGUGCUCAGGGUGAACCCGGGCUGCCAGGGGAUCCUGGGACUCCUGGGACUACUGGUGCUCAGGGAACUCCAGGAAUAUGUGACACGUCGGCUUGCAUGGGAGCUGUUGCAGCAUCAACUUCCAAAAAAUCAUAAACCAACAGUACAAGAAGUGAAGAAGUGACUGAAUAUUUAAAUAAACAGUGCAUUGUAAGAAAAAAGAAUCCUUCUAGUGAUAAAAGGACAGAUGCUCCUUCUAUUCUAUUAAGUGGAGACUGACACAGUUCUAUGAAAAAGAAAGCAUCAGAUGAAAACUUUAAUUAAAAGAUGCUUUAUGACUAUCUUUUCCUCCCCCCAAUUAUUUCCCAGAAUUUUUACUGCUAAACAACCUCACCUUUCCUUCCUCCCUUUGCUCAAGAGACCUGCAAGAGGAAGCAUUGCUCCUUUGUACCAUCACCCCCCCUGUACUAAAGAUCACGAGUUUUUCCUAAGAAAGUUUGGGCCUUUUCCACUGAAUUCCUUGGUGCUGCUCCCACUGACUUCAGUCCUGCAGGUUUGUGCACUCAGACACGUUGUUAAGACCCUCAGGCACCGAGCUGCCUCUUCCAUCAGUGGAAAUCAGGCAUUUCAAUAUCCUGUAUUUUAACAUCAACCUUCUGGCCUAAGGAAUGACCAUUGCUUGAGUCUGUGCUGCCAGCUAGGAAUUUUCAGAUUGCAACUCAAAUAUUUGCCAAUACUAGUAAACAGUAAUCCUCUUGCAAGCAAAUUCUGCAAAAGGAGUAAUGUAAAUAUUUUAAUUUCCAGGGAAGAAUUUUUGCAUAUUUCCAUAUGAUAAUGAAGGAAAUGAAGUAACAGCAUUUUCAUGACCUCUACUUCAGCUAUUUGCACAGUAAUUGUGAUGGAACCCCACCUAAGAAAGGAUGCUCUUUUAAAGUCCAGCCAAAACCACCUGUAUGAACUGUUGUAAAAAUAAAAGGAGAUUUUUUUU
Messenger RNA from Taeniopygia guttata (zebra finch), 4759 nucleotides. It is a transcript of the gene COL9A3, whose product is annotated as collagen type IX alpha 3 chain. Gene Ontology annotation, biological process: extracellular matrix organization. The record is from RefSeq and is a predicted model, not a curated record. Gene Ontology annotation, molecular function: extracellular matrix structural constituent conferring tensile strength. NCBI's taxonomy places the organism in Eukaryota, Metazoa, Chordata, Aves, Passeriformes, Estrildidae.